AUGGAUUUCUCUACGGAAAACAGCCAGAACUCGGCUCCUGGCAGCGUCCAGGCCGCUAAGCUUGGCGGCUCGCGCAAAGGACCUGAUGCUCAGAGCGUGACGAAGCGGUUGCAACCAGAGCUUAUGCAACUCAUGACUUCGCCCGCCCCGGGCGUGUCAGCGUUCCCCGGUGCCGACGGCAACCUGAUGACAUGGGCGGCCACCAUCGAGGGGCCCGACGACACGCCGUACUCGGGCCUGACCUUCAAGCUGUCGUUCGCCUUCCCCAACAACUACCCCUACGCGCCGCCCACGGUGCUCUUCAAGACGCCCAUCUACCACCCCAACGUCGACUUCUCGGGCCGCAUCUGCCUCGACAUCCUCAAGGACAAGUGGACGGCGGCCUACAACAUCCAGACCGUGCUCCUCAGUCUGCAGAGUCUGCUGGGAGAGCCGAACAACGCAUCACCACUGAACGGAGAGGCCGCCGAGUUGUGGGACAAGGACGCCGAGGAGUUCAAGCGGAAGGUCCUCGGCCGCCACCGGGACGUGGAUGACGAUUGA
Molecule: messenger RNA, 543 nt
Organism: Neoarthrinium moseri
Lineage: Eukaryota; Fungi; Ascomycota; Sordariomycetes; Amphisphaeriales; Apiosporaceae
Exons: 3
Coding region: 1-543 (180 amino acids)
Source: RefSeq, a predicted model, not a curated record